Messenger RNA from Sycon ciliatum, 1054 nucleotides. RefSeq lists its product as uncharacterized. The coding region runs from base 36 to 995 and encodes 319 amino acids. The record is from RefSeq and is a predicted model, not a curated record. NCBI's taxonomy places the organism in Eukaryota, Metazoa, Porifera, Calcarea, Leucosolenida, Sycettidae. The transcript has 4 exons. Gene Ontology annotation, cellular component: plasma membrane. Gene Ontology annotation, molecular function: G protein-coupled receptor activity. Gene Ontology annotation, biological process: adenylate cyclase-activating G protein-coupled receptor signaling pathway.
UUUGGCUCUGUGAAAACCACUCCAUCCAAGAGGACAUGACCAACUCAAGCAUUGUCCACUAUACGGAAGUUGAGCUGUCAUUGGCACGCGCCUGUCUGUCAGUAGCCUUGACCCUCCUUACUCUCUGCCUAGCGUUUUACCUAGCACUACCGGAACUUCGCCGAGAUAACAGCGGUGUUAUAUUCACGCACCAGUGUGCGGCGUUCUGGAUGGUUGUCUUACUGGAUCUGGCACAUUUCAUUAUAGGAAAUGAGAGGACCCUGUUGUCUUGUGUCUUCAUCAACGUGCUACAGAUGUUCUUCAUGAUAUCGAUCCUCCUUCUAGCAGUAGUGCAGGCGUUUCAUCUGCACAGACGAGUUUGUGCCGGCCACAAACCACCCAUCAGUCGUUACGUUCGCAAAGCAACGUUAGCCACAUACGGUACUUCUGGAUCGAUAGUCUUGAUUACUAGGCUUGCAGCAGGAUUUGACCUCGGCACACCUGAUAAUCCUAAGCCAGCAAUGCCGACAAAGUGCCAGAAGGAGCAUACAGUGGGAGAUACCCUGAGUCGCAUCAUCCCGUUCCUAUUCAGCAUGCUGACUUGUGGGGUUCUCUUCGCACGGAUCAUGCACAGAGCAAAGAUACAGACGUCAAGGAGUCAGCCAGGCACGGACGCUGGCCUUUUGCACUACCUCCAUCAGGCGCGAGUCGCCGGAUCCACGUUCCUCCUGGUCGGCUUGACCUGGAGCUUUUGCUUUCUUCUGUUCUUUUUGACAGUAACACAGGGAAACCUAUUGCUCAUGGCACUCGCCUCCGUAACGGGAGUAGCAACCUUUCUUCUCAAGAUUCCACUGGACACAGCAUUUCGUUCGGCACUCCGCAAGCGAUAUAGAAGAUGGCACACUGCGAAUGUUUCCAUUCGUGAAAGAAGUUCUCCACCAUCUGCACAAUCCUCGGUGAAAAACAGUAACCUGGCAAGUGAAUCCGCAGGCUCACAAGUAUGUGAAGUUAACUAAAGGAUCGCUGAAACGGAGACCUGAAGUUGAAGGAGCUACAUGUACAUGUACCGUACAGG